GAAGGAGGAGAGAGAGGGGAGGGAGGAGAGAGAGAGGAAGGAGGAGAGAGAGGGGAGGGACCUACAGACCCAAGAGGAAGACAUGGAGGUGUUGCGGUUGAAUUUGGGGCCGUUAGAGGAAGGGGUGGGGGCGUUGGGGGUGUGUGUGGGGGUGGCGCCCCAGAACAGACACUUCCUCUCCACACCCCCGGGUACCCCAGCCCCCUCCCAGGAACGCCCCUGGGCCCCCCCCACACACACCCACAGCCCCCCCCCUCUCUGGCGACGGCCCUGCCCUCCUCCUCCUCCUGCCCCUCGCCCAGCUCCCGGGGGACACCCCUCACCCCGUCCGGCACGCCCACGCCCUCGGUGGACUCGUCCCCGCGCUCCCGCACCCCCCUGUCGGCGGCCGCCAUGGCCGCACAGCAGCGCUACCGUAAGGGGGAUGUGGUGUGCACCCCCGCCGGCGUGCGGAAGAAGUUCAACGGGAAGCAGUGGCGGCGGCUGUGCUCACAGGACCGCUGCAUGAAGGAGUCGCAGCGCCGGGGGUACUGCUCACGCCACCUGUCCCUGCGCAGCCGAGAGAUGGAGGCGGGCGCGGGCGCGGGCACGGGCACGGGGGGCACCGCCACGCCCUCAGACACCAGGGGCAGCAGGGCCAGCAGCGAACUGGAGUGGGAGGAGACGUCGUCGCGUGACAGCAGCGAGGGGGGGCGGAGCUUGCGUCUGCUGCUGCCGCAGGAUUGGUCGUCGCGGUUCGACCUGGAGGAGUGCGAGGCGGCCAGCAUGCUGGUGUCCCUGGGCAGCCCCCGCUCCUCGGCCACGCCCUCCUUCUCGCCCGUGUCCAAUCAGUCGCCGUUCUCCCCCGCCCCCUCGCCCUCCCCCUCCCCCCUCUUUGGGUUCCGCCCCGCCCACUUCAGCCCCAUCACACCGGCUCCUCUGCCCCCCGCCGCACGUCGCCCCCGGCAACCCAGCGCCCCCCCCAGAGCUGCUGCGGAGUGCGAGCGCCCCCCCUCCUCCUCCUCUCAGCCCCACCUCCUGACCUUCAGCGUUCCCAUCAGCCCCACCGGGAUGCCCUCUGAUGCCCCCCCCGUGCCCCCGCCCCUCAACCAAGACUCCAGAGACACAGAGCCCCGCCCCCGUAGCCAGACCACACCCUCCUGUCCCGUCCCCUCGGUCUCUGGCUCAAGGCAGGGUCCUCCAGCAUCCCAUCAGGCCUUGUGGGACUCUCCAGUGAUCGUCCGGAAUCCUGAGACGCCAUUGGCCAACUUCACAGAGCCUCCUCUGGUCCGCCCAGGCCCUGUGCCAAACUCCUCCCACAUAGACAGCAACCACACCUCCUCUCAGCCGGGAUUGGGCCAGCUGCAGGUGCCUGUGCCAAUCAAUGCUGCCGAUGUGACCAAGGGGGCCGUCCUUAUCCAAAGUCCCGGCCCAACCCUUGUGCUGGUUUCUUCUCCGUCCCUGCCUGGCUCCGCCCCCUCCGACUUGACAGACCAAUCAGGCACAACGCUGACCUGCAUCUCCAUGGCGACCGCCAAUCACGGCGUGCUGCAGCAGCCGGUGCCAUGCCACCCCUCGCCCACCGCCCUGCUGCCCCUCCUCUUGCCCGCGCCCCGCAAGGACAUCAUCAUGGGCCGGCCCGGCACAGGAAGCUGCCUGAUGACUGAGGAACAACUCUAUUCAGGAAGCUGCCUGAUGACUGAGGAACAACUCUAUUCAGGAAGCUGCCUGAUGACUGAGGAACAACUCUAUUCAGGAAGCUGCCUGAUGACUGAGGAACAACUCUAUUCAGGAAGCUGCCUGAUAACUGAGGAACAACUCUAUUCAGGAAGCUGCCUGAUGAUUGGGUAACAACUCUAUUCAGGAAGCUGCCUGAUGACUGAGGAACAACUCUAUUCAGGAAGCUGCCUGAUGACUGAGGAACAACUCUAUUCAGGAAGCUGCCUGAUGAUUGGGUAACAACUCUAUUCAGGAAGCUGCCUGAUGACUGAGGAACAACUCUAUUCAGGAAGCUGCCUGAUGAUUUAAUUGACUUCACGUCAGUUAUGUUUGUCUAAUGUCACCUUCUUUACCUGUCACCUCACAUCAAACAUCAUCAAACAUCUCACAACUACUCAUGCAACGUCAUCAAAGUGUUCUGUGUGUGUGUGUGCGAUACAGGAUACUCCUGUGCUGUUUGUUUGUCCAAAAAUCAGUUCGGUUUCCAAACGUGUCACAGGUACAUGACAUCCCACUCUGUGUGUGUGUGUGUGUGUGUGUGUGUGUGUGUGUGUGUGUGUGUGUGUUCAUCUGAGAGAGAGAGAGAGACAGGAAUACCCACAAAGACAAUGUUCACACACAAGGCAGGCUUAACAUGUGCACACACACACACUCCCUUUCUCUCUCACACACACACACACACGCAUAUGAGUUUGGGAUUAAAAUAAAAUACAGCCUGCGUUUGUGUGGUUUUGUAUGGUGUUUGUAUAGAAUUGAAUUUCAUCAACCCCAUCACUCACACACACACACACAUGUGGCUACCUGCAGAGAAAACCAAGGGCAUUUCAGCAAAAGAGACAGAGAGUUGGAGGGAGAGGGAGAGAG
Molecule: messenger RNA, 2562 nt
Organism: Clupea harengus (Atlantic herring)
Lineage: Eukaryota; Metazoa; Chordata; Actinopteri; Clupeiformes; Clupeidae
Gene: cicb
Product: protein capicua homolog
Exons: 2
Coding region: 394-1830 (478 amino acids)
Biological process (GO): regulation of transcription by RNA polymerase II
Cellular component (GO): nucleus
Molecular function (GO): DNA-binding transcription factor activity, RNA polymerase II-specific; RNA polymerase II transcription regulatory region sequence-specific DNA binding
Source: RefSeq, a predicted model, not a curated record